AUGCCUUGCCUCAGCUCUAUGUUCAUGCGUGAAGAGUGCCGGAUGAUAGAAGAACUUCUGGAGAACUCCUUCAAAGGGCGUCUCGACAAGCAUCUUGGCGGCCUUAUCUCGAGGGCUGCCCCUGUCUACUGCCCAACAUUGGUUCCAUAUUUCCAUAGUGUCGUGGAUGUCAGAAUGAUCCCAGUGGUCAGCCUCUGCCUGUUGGGUUUGCAGUGGCAUGCCGCAGGUGGAGUAGCACCCGACGCCGCGCAAAAGCGCUGGGCGGUUGCCGAGGACGGCAGCCCGAGCCCCGAGCCGGGCCCCUCUCGUCUCCUCCGCAGCGAGCGGGGGUUGGCGGUCAGUGCUGAUGGGACGCUUCAGCAAGGCAUCCUGCCAUCGUCUUUGCUGGAGCGUGAGGCCGCGGGGGCUACCCGUGCUGGCAAUGCCACCUCGGGUCCAGCGAGCAAGUGUCAAGAAGACCCUUGCGCUGACUGCCAGUGGACAGACUGGGAAGAAUGGUCACCUUGUUCAGUUUCCUGCGCCGGCGGCAGUCGCAGCCGUAGCCGCGUGGUAAAAGUACAGGCGGAAGGCGAUGGCCAAGAGUGCAUCGGCAACUCCAGCCAGACGGAGGCAUGCGGCGAAGCCGCCUGCCCCGUGGACUGCAAGGUCAGUGACUGGACCGGCUGGUCUUCGUGUGCGCCAUAUUGUCACGGCACGCAGAACCGCAGCCGCAGCGUCCAAAGGCCCGCCGCUUUCGGCGGCCAGGCUUGCGGCCUGCUGUCCGAGGUGAAGUCGUGCACGAACUUCUGCAUGGACUGCCAGCUCUCGCAGUGGAACGAGUGGAGUACCUGCACUCGGAGCUGCGCCGGAGGCUUGCGAACACGGGCGCGAACCGAAGUCUACGUGCCGCGAGAGUACGCGUCGCUUCUCGAGCUAGGCCUUCGCAGCACGGCUCUCGGUUACGAGAAGAAGCUGGGGGUGAGGUGUGAUGCCGCCCAUCAGCGAACUUUAGAUGGGGCAGGAAAGACGCCGGAAGAGGCGCAGGCAAUUUGCAGCGUGGAUCCAAACUGCGGCGGCCUCUACGACCAGGGCUGCAACAAUUGGCUCACCAUCUGUGAUGUGGGGCUUGUGCUGGAGCCUGAAGCGAAUGCCUGCUCCUACGUCAAGAAGGAGAUUGGCGAUGGUGUACCCUGCACUGGUGAGAUCAGUGAAGAGGAGGAGUGCAGCACGCAAGGAUGCCCAGUCGACUGCCGCCAGUCGGACUGGACAGAUUGGACGGAGUGCUCCCCGUGGUGCUCAGGAAGCUCAAACAGGACGCGGACGACUACACGCAAGCCCGAAAAUGGGGGUGUGGUCUGCGGCAGUGUCGCAGAGGUGCAGAACUGCACCAACGACUGCGUGGAUUGCGAGUGGGGAAGCUGGGUUGCCUGGUCAAGUUGCCCCGUGAGCUGCGGUGGCGCGAAGCAGCAGCGCAGCCGCCUCGUGCUGGUGGAGCAGAGUGGCCGGGGCAAGCCAUGCCAAGGCGAUGCUUCGGAGGUGCGUGGCUGUGGCGAGCUGGCAUGUCCGGUGGACUGUCAAAUGGAGGAGUGGACGGACUGGACAGACUGCGCGCCGUACUGCAAAGGAAGCCAAUCCAGAACGCGCAGCAUUCUGAGAGAGCCCGCCAACGGCGGGCAAACCUGCGGCGAGACGUCGCUGGUUGUGAACUGCAGCAACGCCUGUGUGGAUUGUGUGGUGUCCUCCUGGUCUGUCUGGUCGCCCUGCUCGGUCACGUGCGGCAGCGGCCAGCAGUCCAGGAAGAGGGUCAUCUUGGUCGAAGCAGAAGGCCAGGGUGCGCCGUGCCCGGAGGACCUUCUGGAUGAGAAGGAAGGCUGCAACGCCACCGACUGCCCCGUCGACUGUGCGUGGGAAGAUUGGGCACCGUGGAACGGCUGCCCAGUGACGUGUGGUGGUGCCGUUAAGAAUCGAACCCGAGGCAAGCUCACGGACGAGAAGUUUGGCGGCGUUCCCUGUGAAGGAGAAGCGAUGGAGCUUGGCUCCUGCGCGGAGACGGCGUGUCCUCAGGACUGCCUCUGGUCGGAGUGGGGAGCCUGGGGCAAUUGCACUCGGCUGUGCGGCGGCGGCACGCAGUCGCGUUACAGACACAUUACGCAGGAUGUGAUGGGAGAGGGCACGAACUGCACCGGUACGGCCCAUGACGAGCGCGACUGCAACGAGGACGCCUGCCCAAAGGACUGCGAGUUUCUGGAUUGGGCGGACUGGAGCAGCUGCUCAAUCACUUGUGGGGCUGGCGGCAACAAGACCCGGUCCCGGAAGGUGGACGCCGAGAUCAAUGGAGGUGAGCCAUGCGAUCCUGCAGUUCCGCUCCAGGAGGUGAUCGAGUGUGGCACUGCUGGGUGCCCACGGGACUGCGUUUGGGGCGACUGGGGGAUCUGGACCAACUGCAGCAAGACAUGUGGCCUCGGGCUGAACGCCGGGAUCACCACACGCCACCGGGUGCAAAGUGUCACCGCGGCAUUUGGGGGGAAGGCCUGCCAGGGCAAGACCGUCCACACGACCCGCUGCAACGAGGUCCUGUGUCCUGUGAACUGCGAGUGGGAGGAAUGGACGCCAUGGACGGAGUGCGUCAUGCCCUGCGGUGGCAACGGAACAAGGCAGCGGUCGCGCGGCAAGACCGCCCCAGCUCAUGGUGGGGAGGACUGCGUGGGUGACUCGACGGAGGUCUCCUCCUGCACCGUGCUGGGCGGCUGCUCCGUGAACUGCUCCUGGGAGGACUGGAACGAGUGGACCGCCUGCUCAGCAUCCUGCGGAGAGGGGAACCGAAUCAGGUUUCGUUUCGUGGCCGACGAGGCACGGGGCCCCCAUGGCCAGGUGUGCCACGGCCAGCCCCAGGAGGAGGAGUUCUGCAACCCUGACAUCACCUGCCCCGUCGACUGCUUCUUCAACGACUGGACGGACUGGGGUGCUUGUGAGCCCAUGCCUUGUGGCCCCGCCAAGAAGCUGCGAGCCAGGACGAAGAUGGCGGCGCGUUAUGGCGGCAAGCCCUGCGAGGGCAACUCCAGUGAGGUGGAGGAGUGCACAGUUCCUGGUGGGAGAGUCAUCGAGUGCGAUGAGAACGGCAAGCCGGUCACCUCAACGUCCACCACCAUCACGACCACAACGACGUUCACGACCACGACGCAGACGAACACAACCACUACCAUCACGGUGACCAGCACGACCACCCAGACCGUUACGAACACCACGGCCGCUCCAAGCACCACCACCGGUGCGCCCGUGGUGGUCACGACUGUGGGGCUCAACGCCGAUUCCGCUGCAGCGGCCGCGGCCGCGGCUGCAGAGGAGUCUGUCCAGGGAACAGAAGCCUUGGAAGUCACCGAUCCGGAGAAGUUCGUGAAGGACGAAGCCGCGAAGAAGGCCCUCAAGGAGGCCAUUGCCCAGGAGGUCGGCAUCUCCGCUGAUGCGGUGAUCGUCAAAAGCGCCAAAGUGGAGCCGGAGGCGCCUGCAGUUCUCCUGCAGUCUCACGGCAACAAGGCCCGCCGAAGGGAGAACCCCAGUGGCCGAGUCAGCGUCGAGUAUGAGAUCGUACCUCAGAUGAGUGGCAAGACCCCUGACGAAGUCAUGGAUGCGAUGGAGCACAUGAAGCCUGAAGAGGUGGCUGAGGUCCACGAGAAGACCCUGCUGAGGAAUAACGUGCAGGGGUACGGUGUCAAGGUGGAGGACGCGAAGACGGUCGUGGUGUCAAAAUCCACUGGCAAUGCUGUCCGCCAGGCCGACCCGAUGCAUGGUGGCGGCCAGCGCUCAGCGGCCGGAGCUUGGUUGAUAGUGCCAUUGCUACGAUAUCUGUGGAGGUCGUGA
Molecule: messenger RNA, 3837 nt
Organism: Symbiodinium natans
Lineage: Eukaryota; Dinophyceae; Suessiales; Symbiodiniaceae
Source: the annotation of a GenBank genome assembly